This is a messenger RNA of Zophobas morio, 4875 nucleotides long. RefSeq lists its product as uncharacterized. Gene Ontology annotation, molecular function: aspartic-type endopeptidase activity; nucleic acid binding. NCBI's taxonomy places the organism in Eukaryota, Metazoa, Arthropoda, Insecta, Coleoptera, Tenebrionidae. The record is from RefSeq and is a predicted model, not a curated record. Bases 1 to 4875 code for a protein of 1624 amino acids. The transcript has 2 exons. Gene Ontology annotation, biological process: DNA integration; proteolysis.
AUGGCUGUAAAACUGAAGGAGGCUAGAGCAAUGCGAGCCCUUGCGUAUAAUCAAAUGGUAGAGACCCACGACGUAGCCUCUUCCGCGUUAGUGCAAACUACGCUCAAGGGUUUAUUUUCAUUCCGGUACCAACGCGUUGAGGAAGUUGUACAGGAUUUUCGAAAAUAUUACGCGGCGGUUAUUUCUUGCCUAUCUAGCUUAACCGAACCGGAUUUUGAAAGCGAAGAUGCGGUGAGGAAAGAAUUUGAUCGAUUGUAUUGUGAAACCGGAGUCGCAUAUGGCGAACUUUUUCCCGCGCCCUCGGCAUUGAAUACUCCCACUCCUAGUGAUCAUAGUCAAACGAGACAAAAUAAUAUUCGUUUACCAAAAAUCUCGUUGCGAAACUUCGACGGCGAUUUUGUGAAAUGGUACCCGUUCAUUCAAACGUUUAAUACGGCAAUUCACAAUAACGAAUCCUUACCCCCCGUUGACAAAUUUCAGUAUUUGCUUAGUUGCCUGUCCGGUGAAGCAUUAAAUCUGAUAAAGUCGUUAACAUUAUCAGAGGAUAAUUAUCCGAUAGCAUAUAAAAUUCUAACCGAUCGGUAUGACGACAAACGCAAACUGGCAGCUCAAUUUUUUCACGGGAUUAUGUCCAUCCCAAAGCUAACAAGGGAGUCUGCAAAAGCACUUCGCUCAGUACUCGACAGUUUCAAAGAGCAUCGCGGGGCUUUGGAAGCUUUAAAAAUUGCUGACAAUUUAGAAGAUUUUUUGUGGUUUAGCAUUCUGUUAGAUAAGGUAGAUGUGAAUACUAGGAAGGCUUUUGAGGCCGAAUGUCGGAUUCAGAAGAUUGAUUUUCCAACUCGCGAGGAUCUAGAAAACUUUAUUGAAUCGCAUUGUAAAGUACUAGAUUGUUGUCCGGAUCCCACAGGAGUUGCUCGCCUGAAAUCGUUUAAUUUAAGUGGCCCUAAAAGUCACAACAAGGCGUCAUUUGUUGUUACGUCGAACUCAGUAAAAAAAUGUCCGCUUUGCACCGAAACUCACAACGUCGUAAAGUGUCCAACAUUUGUACAAGCGUCGCCCUUUGAUCGAUAUUCAUUGAUAAAACCUACUAGGACUUGUUUUAAUUGCCUUAAAGAAGAACACGCGGUGAGUAAAUGCCCAUCAAAGGGGUGCUGCCGUGAUUGUGGUGGACGACACCAUACGUUAUUGCAUUUUAAAUCACGUAAAACCUCGCAGGCGCCAUCGGAACCUGAUACCACGGAGGCAGAUACAAACAGAACUCCGUCAGAGUCUCUCACUUCUUGCAUUGUUCAUUCACUUGUCAGUCCCUUGAGUUACAAAAAAAAUAUCUUGUUGGCGACCAUAGUGUUGGAAAUUCGCGAUAGAUGGGGAAAUUUCCAAACUAUGCGCGCUUUGUUGGAUCCCGGUAGCCAGGCGUCUUUUAUUGAGAGUGCCAGUCUCAAUAAAUUGGGUCUACUCAAAACCAGAUCGACAGUAUCGAUUUCUGGAGUAGGCCAAAUUAUAACCAAUGCAUCAUACAUCACAUCUACGCAGAUACGGCCGCGUAAAUCUCGGCGGCCGACUCUAGAUUUAGAAUUCCAUGUACUUCCACGUAUUUGCGGCAAGCUCCCGGCAUUACCAAUAGACCCAUCACAAUCUCAGUUCUCUCGGGAGCUGGAUCUCGCGGAUCCCAGCUGGUACAAACCGGGUUCCAUUGAUGUGUUGUUGGGGGCAGACGUAUAUUCGGCGAUUGUCUGCAACCACAUGGUGGACCACACCGCAACACCCGCCAUGGUUAAAACUAUAUUUGGGUGGGCUUUGCUGGGUCCGAUUCAAUCCAUGUCGUUACCAUCUAUGCAGGCAUUACAUGUAUCGCUCCAGCCCUCAUUGAACGACGAAGUACAAAAUUUUUGGUCCGUCGAAGAAGUCCCAUUCAGGACAAUUGUUGCACCAUCUGACUCACAAGCUGAGGCAAUCUUUAGACAGAGUAUUUUUCGAGACCCGGGUGGUAGAUUUGGCGUCGCGCUCCCAUUUAAAACCGACGUAGUACCUAGUUUUGUAGACUCUAAAGCUAUAGCAGAUAGACGACUUCUUGCUCUUGAACGUCGUUUAAGUAAACAACCCGACAUUCGAGCACUGUAUUUGGACUUCAUGCGUGAUUAUUUGACGUCCAAUCACAUGUCUUUACUCACGGACGAAUUCCCUGAGGGUGAUUCGUUUUAUAUCCCUCAUCAUGGGAUAAUCAAACCCGAAGGGAAUCUGAAUAAGAUUCGCGUAGUGUUCGAGGCCAGUUGCAAGGCGUCUAAUAAUAUUUCCUUAAACGACACAAUUCUCAUUGGCCCCAAACUGCAGGCAGACAUUGCCCAAUUAUUGUUAGUUUUUCGGAUGAAACCGGUUGCCUUUACCUGCGAAAUUCGUCAGAUGUACAGACAAAUCUUGAUUGCUCCCGAACAUCGACGUUUUCAAUUAAUCCGUUUUCGAUUCGACGCGUCGGACCCAAUCCAAUCGUACCAGUUAAAUACCGUUACGUAUGGAGUUGCUUCUGCCCCUUUUUUGGCUAUCCGGACCCUGCUGCACUUAGCAGACCUGGGCCACUUACAGUUCCCUUUGGCUUCCAAGGCAUUGAGAGAAAAUCUUUACGUCGACGAUCUUGUCUGUUGUUCUGAGUCACUAGAAGAGGCAACGGAAUUAAAGUCACAGUUAAUUCAGUUAUUGUCUUCGGCGUGUUUCGAGCUGAGAAAGUGGGCUAGCAAUUGUGUGGAAUUGUUGGAGGAUAUUCCCGAGGGCCACAAGCAACUACAACCGUCCAAUUUUGAUAAGGACUUGCGAGUCGCCUUAAAGGUACUAGGGUUACAAUGGGAUGCUGCAUGUGAUAACUUUUCAUUCUCCGUAAAACCGAAUGAUUUACCUUGCACAAAAAGGAACAUUCUGUCGGAAAUUGCUCGGAUCUAUGAUCCUCUCGGAUUCUUAUGUCCUGUCUCGUUUUUGGCAAAAUAUAUUAUACAGUUGCUCUGGAAGGCCGGUGUUGACUGGGAUCAAGAGGUUCCGAUACCGAUUAGUCAAUUGUGGAAUAAUCUAAAAGAGCAACUUCCCACUCUAUCAUCUGUAAAGAUACCACGCCACGUACCACUCGUUGUCACAUCGGACUGUCAGUUACAUGGGUUUUGUGACGCAUCGGAAAGAGGAUACGGUUGUGUAAUUUACCUGAGAACAAUUACACAGGGCAUACCAACAAUUCGGUUGUUGAUUGCGAAAUCCAAAGUCGCGCCUUUGAAAUGUGUCUCCAUUCCUAGGCUGGAGUUGUGUGGAGCAGUACUGCUGGCCAAAUUGAUUGAUUUUGUUAAAAAGGCACUGGAAAGCACAGUAAAUUUCAGUCGCAUAUUUGCCUGGACGGAUUCGUCUAUCGUGUUGUCGUGGAUCCGUUCUUCACCUAGUCGUUGGAAGGUGUUUGUAGCCAAUAGAGUUUCUUACAUUCACGAUCGAGUACUACCUAGUUGGUGGAGGCACGUACCGACUUCCGAUAACCCCGCUGACGUAACAUCACGCGGGCUCUUGCCGGAGGAUUUUGUCUCAAGCUCCUUAUGGUGGGCGGGCCCGUCAUUCUUGAAACUUCGCGAACAGUACUGGCCUCAAGAAUCACCUGUUGGGUCAGUCGACACAGACUUAGAAAUUCGCAAGAUCGAGCUAUUUGUUGCUCAAACCAAAGAGCCUACUAUUGGUGAAACGUUGGUCUGUCGGUUUUCCUCGCUUAGGAAAAUACAAAGAAUUGUUGCUUACUGUCGGAGAGCGGUGCGAAAGGAGAAAGGUUCUUCAUUGUCGCUGACGGCGGCAGAACUCUUUGAGUCACUUUUGUACCUCAUAAGCGAGGUUCAAAAAACUGUCUUUGCCCAAGAAUUGUCAAGGCUUCAAAGAAGAGAGCCCUGUUCUAAAAGAUUGUUAAAUUUGUCACCUUUUGUGGACGAGAAGGGAAUUUUACGCCCAAAAAUGGGCGAUCUACCCGCCAUGCGAGUAUCCGAGGCAAAACCCUUUAGUUGCGUUGGUGUAGAUUACGGUGGACCCUUUUCAGUCUCAGUUGCUAGGAUUAGAGGGGCAUCUGUGAUAAAGGCGUAUUUGUGCUUAUUCAUCUGCUUCGCCACCAAGGCGGUACACUUGGAAGUGGCAUCUAGUUUGUCCACGGAUGCAUUUAUCGCGGCACUUCGUCGUUUUGUUAGUCGCCGUGGUCGAUGUACACACAUAUUUAGUGAUUGUGGGACCAAUUUUUCCGGGGCAAAUCGCGAGUUUGUAAAGACGAUGAGAACAGCGGCCGAAUCACAGUUGAUUCAAUGGACUUUUAAUCCCCCCGCGGCACCUCACUUUGGAGGCAUUUGGGAGAGUGGGAUUAAGUCGGUUAAGACCCAUCUAUCUAGAGUAGUUGGCACCCAGAUCAUGUCUCUAGAAGAGUUCAACACAUUGAUAAUCCAAAUUGAGGCAAUGCUCAACUCGCGUCCUCUCUGUAAUAACGAUUUGGCUCCCUUAACCCCGGGUCAUUUUCUUACCAUGGAGCCACUCACAUCGCCUCCAAACCCCGACCUAUCUCAUUUGAAAAUUUCAAGGUUGUCUCGAUGGCAACUAGUGCAGCAUAUGCAACAAGUAUUUUGGCGUAGGUGGAAAAACGAGUACCUUCAUAGCUUGUAUCAGCGCGGCAAAUGGGCAGUCUCUAAGCAUGUAGACAAUGUCGAAGUAGGUACGGUAGUCCUCAUCAAGGACGAUAAUACGCCUCCCUUGCAAUGGAGGAUGGGUCGCAUCGUGGAGUUAUUCCCUGGAACUGACCAUAUCGUUCGCGUUGCCACGGUUAAAACCAGUCACGGGACGAUGAAACGGCCCCUUGUCAAAUUAUGUCCGUUGCCCAACCAAUAA